CCCGCCUCUCGCCGUUCUCGCCUGCCUCCUGUCAGCGGGGAGCCGGACCGGCGCGCCCCGGAGGGGCUGCCGCCGCGGGGGAGGGGUGCGGCGAGCGGCGGCCGCCCGCGGGGGGCAGUGGCGGCGUGGAGCGGGGCGACCUCGUCCCCGUGCCCGUCCCGCGUGGGGGAGCGGCGACCCCGCAGCCUCACUGCCCCGUCCCGUCCGGUCCCGCCGCCGCGGCGCGGCUCAUGAGGUGAAGAUGGUGAUCCGCGUCUUCGUCGCCUCCUCCUCGGGCUCGGUGGCGAUAAAGAAGAGGCAACAAGAUGUGGUGAGGUUUCUGGAAGCCAAUCGCAUAGAGUUUGAAGAAGUGGAUAUCACAAUGUCAGAGGAGAAAAGACAAUGGAUGUAUAAAAAUAUUCCUGAGGAUAGGCAGCCCGCGCAAGGCAAUCCACUGCCACCACAGAUAUUCAGUGAUGAUCAGUACUGUGGAGAUUAUGACAGCUUUUUUGAAUCAAAGGAGAGCAAUACUGUCUUCUCCUUUCUUGGAUUGAAACCUACUUUGGCAUCAAAGGAGUCAGAACCCUAGAAAUCCUAUCUAAAGUAUCAACAAGCACAUCUGGAUGAAUGACCCUGUUCUUCAGCACACAGCAGCUUCCCUAAUGGAUCACUGUGAUAGAGCAAACAUGCAUCAUUAAUUGUAGCCUGCUUGCCAUGAGACGGUGCUCUCCAAUAAUGUGGGGUUAAUAACACAUAUAUGAAAAGGUUUAAGGCCAGGCUGCUCAUCUUCCUUUUUAGAUACUCAUUGUUGAUGUUUCACUUCUGUCUUUGGAUUGCUUUUGCAACUGGCACUGAUACUCUAACAGACAUGUGUUUGAGAGUAAGGAGUGGAAGUGUAGGGCUUCUAUCAUUCAUGGAUAUACUUAUGUAGUCAGAUUCCUUACCUUUUUAAAAUCUUCCAACUACUGUAGUUGAAAUCAGCUCAUCAUGGUAGUUGAAGUGCUGGUGUUUAUUAGGGUAUUUGUGUUGGCUAUGAUCCAGAAGGUAAAAAUUGUCAAUCUUAAGAUCUCAGUCUAAGCCAAGAACUGCUGUAUUUUUGCUCUACAUUUAUUUAUUGUGAUGUUUAUCCUAGAUCAUGUUCAUUCUAAGAAACAUGGGCUGCUAACCUUGUUCGUGAAAACUUGAUUUGUCUAAUGAUGCAACUGACUGUUUAAAAACAGUUUUAUCAUGGAGGAGGUGCCAAAGUGAAGUAUUCUGACAUGGUUCCUGUCCCAAAUGCAAGUAAAGUGUGCAGGAAAACACUUCGUGGGAAAUACUGGGUAGUUCAGGAGAAGGGAUGUCAUAGUUAAUGAUAAUAUUAUCUCUUAAACGAGAAAGGCUUAACACCCAAAGUUGGAGCUCUAUAGUUGGACUUCCUUAAAAUGAAGUUUUGCCAAAACAUUGAGUUUACCUUCUGUAACACACAUCUCCACCAUUAGCCACAUGAGAGUCAGGGGGAUACUUUGAGAGUCAGGGCUUAGUCCCAUGGGUGGUUAAACACUACCGUCAUCCAAGAGCACACCUAACUCGCCCAGCUGUUGUCCUGGUUAUAUCCCCAGGUGUGGAAAUGAGGAGGUGCUGCAAAGACAGAAAGCUGAGUGUGUGCUUUGCUGGAUGAGGGCACAAUGGUCAGCUCAGCCGAUGGACAGGAGCCAAGUAAAGGAAGUGGAGAUUAUUCCAGUGGGACCGCCUUGAUGCACAUAGAACUUGGGCGUGUGACUUGCCAAUAACCAUUACAAAAUGCAUUCUAGACAGAAGUCAAAUUGCAUUAUGCAUUUUGAAUCAAGUCUGGCUAUGAAAAUAACAGCUAUGCUGUAAUGUAGCUUUUUAGUCAAGUGAUUUCAUGGUGAUGGGGUAGUGCCAUUCCGAUAAAUGUCCUUAUGUCUUUGGGUAAAUGAAAGACAACCAUUAUGCGACAAAGCUUUGCAGUCACAACAUCUCUCAGACUGUGUGGCUUGAAGGAAGCCAAACUUGUGAAAAGUGUCAGAAAGCAACACUGUGUGUGCCACAAAUCACGUUCUGUUAAAAUCAGUAACUGUGGCAUCUGAGAAAUAUUAAUUGGAAGGGUUGACUGGAGGUCAUCUGGUCUAGCACUGUCAGAAUCAAGGCUAACGUCAGCACUAGCUCAGAUCAUAUACGGGUUUGUCUAGCAAAGUGUUAAAAAUAUCCAAAGAUGAAGUUCUCACAACCCUCUAGGUAACCUGUGACAGCUCUGCAGUACUCUCCUAGUGAAAACUUUCUUUUAAUGUCCAGCUGCAACUCCUAGGCUGUGAUUUGUGGCUGUUGCCUUUGCUGUUUUCUGGCACUCACAGGAAGAGGUUGGCACCAACCUUUUUUGUAACUGUCCUCGAGAUAAUUUCAGGCUACCAUUAGAGCACCUUCUAGCCGCCUUCUUACCAGACUAAACAAACCUGGCUUCCUCAGCCUCUCUGCAGGCUGUGUGCUUUAGGCCCCUGACUGCUUUGCUUUGUUGGAGGGCUACUCUCCAGUUUCUUCAAAUCUCUCUUGAAUCUGAAGGUCCCAAAACAGUAUUUUUGGUGUGGCCUUACCAGGGUUGAGUAGAGAUGGGUAAUAACUUUCCUCAGCCUGCAGGCCGUGCUUCUCCUGAAGUGGUGCACUGCAUGCUUUCCCCUGUUUGCAGUGAGUACAUUGCUGGCUUACAAUAUGCUUGGCGUUCACUAAAAUCCCAAGGUCCCUUCAGCAGGGGUAUUACUCUGUCAGUCACUUCCCAGCCCGUACUGAUGCUUUGCCACCCCCAAGGGCAGAACUUUCUACUUGUCCUUGUCAAACUUCAUGAGGUUUCUGUUAGCCCAGUCCUCAAGGUUGUUGAGAUGCUGCUGGACUGAAGCUCUGCCAGCUGUUACCAACCAGUGAAUCAGGUUCAGGUGUCGUUCACAGAUACUUUGAGGGUGCGUGCUAGGUCAUCAUCCAAGUCCCUGCUGAAGCUGCUGAACAACAGGAGAAUUGUAGCCUCUCAGAUCUUGGCCACUGGCUUACUCAUGGCUACACAGGUAUGACACGAACGAUGUUCAUGACUACCAGUUGCUGGAGUAAAGAACAGGUUGCCUUCCUGUCGUGUCAUCUCAGCUGCCAACUGCUUACAGCUGUGUGGCUUUUCCCUCUAGUACAAAGGCAAGAAAGCUUUAAAAAAGGAGAUGUUAAAGGAGUCCAUCCGUAAAUAAGUUCUUCUUUGGAUUCGUGGUGCCCCCUCAGCCUGGUUAAAGGGCUAGAUGGAGCAAGAGCACACAUAUAUUUCAAGUCCAUGGUUGUAUCUACUGGCCAAAAUCUUACCUACAGCACCUUUUCUAGAAGAAUCCUGAAAGGGAGUUGGUAGCAUGCAUAUACAUGUAUGUACGUGCAUUUUUAAGGGUUAUGUUGUCUGUGGUAAGUUAUUGUGACAUUCUUGUCACCAAUCCCGUAUUUUCAUGAGACUUGAACCUUGCUGUAGGAAGUGAAUGUGACAUGAGAUAGAGCUGUACAUUGUUAACUUCACCGAGUUCAAUAUAGCUAUUCCCAAAAAAACCCAAACUUAAAGAAAAAUAUUUAACUUCGCAGAUGAAUACAGAUAUAAAUUUAUAUAAUUAUGCAGUUGAUUACAGAGAAGCCAUCCUGGAUUUGUCAUGUACUUGAUAUAUUGUAAACUUUGAGAACUCCCUGAAGUCCCAGUUUUAAAAAACUUACCGAAGUAUGUAAGUAUAUACACGAGUAAUCCUGGGUGAAAUCCCAGGCUUACUGAGGUCAAAGGCAAAACUAGACUGAUUUCUACAGGGAUGAAAUUAGUUUCACAAGACUCCUCUUGAAUUUUGAUAAUUGUAAAAUAGAAAUCUCCCAUUCAGUGGAGAGCUAGUCCUGUUACAGCAGUUAGGUAAACAUAGCUUAUUUCAGAGCACACAUGUGGAUGUAAUAAAUUCUAUGGAGGACAACACUAGCUCCAAAGGUAUCCUGCUUGCUUAGGUGGAUUGGCAGUGUAAGUCCCUUAGAAUAUGUGCUUUUGAAUUGUAAGUGGCUAGUUUAAAAAAAAAAAAAAAAAGAAAGAGGUAUAUAUAUGUUGCUUGAAUAUGAAUUUGAUUUGUUAUGUGACAGCCUUAUUUUUGUAAUUAAAGCAAGCAGAGUUCUAGUUUGUUACUCUAGUUUGUUAAGAUGAUCUGGAAUUUUUUAAACUAGUUUUUUAAUAAUGAAAUGUAACUAUCGGGUAACCGGAAAGGUCUGUGGAAACUGGAGCUAUUUAUUGAAAGAAACAGCAAAUUUUUGAUUCUGUUUAAAAUACUUGCAUAUAAAGGUAUGCUUAAGAACCAAAUGACCCCAAUUUUUAGCUAAUACUUGUAGCUACCCCACUUUUUAAGAGGGAGAGCCAUGUGAAUUAAGCUGUAAAUCUUUGUACCUAGCUGAAGUUGCUGUGCGGGCCGAUGUGCACGUGCACAUUCACUGUAUCAGUGGCUUUGAUAGAUGUGUUUUUGUUUGUGCCACACACUACUGGAUAGUGCCUUGCCAGAAGAGGACUGCUUCUGUAGGGUCUUCUUAGAUGUGCGUACACUUUGAACUGAGAAAGGGGUAGUUUCUAUAUUGCUGUUUUUUUAAUGAUGCAGUAAACUGAUUUUGAGGCCUGAGUCAAGACGCACGCUUUGUAAGGUUAAAUCAGUUUUUGAUGAUGAGUCUUCUGAACUCUUGAUUUUUCAUAGUGUGGCUUUCUCUUCUUUUUUUUUUUCUUCACCUUUCUGUUGACUGUCUAGAAUCAAACCUUCCAAGGGAAGUGGGCCUGGAGUAAAGCCCCUAAAUCCAUGUUUACACUUCAAAAUAACCGAUUCAAGUGUUGAGCAGCCCAAGUGCUGUCACUGAAGUGAAAAGGAGCUGCCAGGCUCUCAGUGGAUCUCUUGGUUAUCCCUCCCUGCCCUGUCCCCCCGUCGGGCCAUUUAUUUAGGGAGUCCAAUUCUGGGAAUGCCAUGAUUCAGAAGUAGGACCCUGAGAUUUUAGGCAGUGCCUUGUGGCCCUUCAUAGGAGUGCAAGAGCGGAGUCAUCACCAGGAAAGUGCCAAAUACCAUUAGUCUUCAGGGACUUGUCCACCGAUUUCACUAAAUCUUGGCACGAGCGGUGGGGGGAGGAGGGAGCCCCUCAUAUUCGCCCUGCACAGAGGGCGGGAGUGGGAGACACGGUGCAGAGUGGCCCACAGCUUGUUGACGGCACCCUGAGCAGCAGUUCUCACGGGGCCCUUGGCUGGCAGUGCCGUGUGUGAAACCACGCGGUGCUGCUCCCCACGGAACUCCGGCUGCAGCACAGCCUAUUCUUCACCCUCUUGCUCCCCAAGGAAUUUGGGAGGGGAAUUGGAGAACAGCUUCUUUAGAGCAGUUCUUCAGCCAGGUCAGAUCCAGCUUUUACUCCCUUGUUCCUUUACCUCUUCCUAAUGUGCUCCAUCCUGUCCUGCAUAGACCUACAUGUGUGCAAAGCUUCCACUCCUGGCCAUCUGCUAACAUCCCUGCAAGGUCGCAAAUGCAGAGCUGAUGUUCACCUUCACGGCGUCAGUGUUUCGUAACUUGGUGGGGGAGGGAGCACAUUGCAUCCUAGGCCAUGUACACGUUAUAUAUUAAAACUGUGUUCAUCUAAUAAAAAAUGUAAUUCACAAAA
Messenger RNA from Falco peregrinus (peregrine falcon), 5637 nucleotides. It is a transcript of the gene SH3BGRL2, whose product is annotated as SH3 domain binding glutamate rich protein like 2. The transcript has 4 exons. The coding region runs from base 242 to 568 and encodes 108 amino acids. Lineage: Eukaryota; Metazoa; Chordata; Aves; Falconiformes; Falconidae. The record is from RefSeq and is a predicted model, not a curated record. Gene Ontology annotation, cellular component: cytoplasm.